UGGUAAAAUUGCUGUCUUAGACAGUUUCCAACUGAUCGCAGCUUUAUUAAUGCAAUUUUUAUUGGCUUUCAUAAACAGUAGGGGGUCGAUUGUGUACUCAAAUAUAGUGAAAUAGGAUAAGUUUAUACCUGUUAGCUAAUCGCGCAUUAGGAUUAAAAGAAGACAAGCACAACGAUUGGCUAACAACUAUUCACUUUUAGCAUUUUCACAUAAGUUGCCUGUGAUUUUCACUACAUUUGAGUUACACAAUCGGCCUGUAGAGAACUAACUGGAACUUUGUGAUUCAUAGAUUUACGAAUACAAAUAAUUUUGCGCCAAUUGGUCCUUCAGUUGGUGAUUUGUUUGUUAAAAUUGGAUAAAUUGAUAUAAUCGAUUAUCGAAUACAAAAUUGUUUUACAAUACUAGUUCUAUGAGUUACAAUUUUGUAACAAAAAUAUGCCAUAGGUAUCAGUUAUCUGGUAUCAAUGUCUCACGUCUUUGAAUCAUCAUGAAGAGUAAAUGUUCACUGGUUAUACACGGAACUGUGUACAAAUUUUAAAUUGAAUUUUUGUUUGUGAUUUUCCUGUUAAUGUAGGGUAUUUCUUGAAUAUCCGACAAAACUUUAUUACAAAAUACAAUUGUACGCUUUUUCGUUAUUACUUCGUUUCUUGAAGACUGUAACUCCAAAUAAACGCAAAAUGCGUUCAUACUUUUUUAAGAUUGGAACAUUUAUUUAUAAUUUACCAAAGAAAAUAAUAGGAUAUCCAUUUUCUAAACUCUACUUUCUAAAAUCAUUGCUUACAAAUGAUCAUCAGAAUCAUCUGGAAAUUUUGUAUCACAGCAAUAAUUUUCUUGUUGUAAGCAAGCCAUAUGAUAUGGUUAUCAAUUCUGACAACCCUGACCUGAAGCAUAGUCUUCAGGCUGAAGUACGAAAACGAUUUCCCAAUUUGGUGAACCCAAGUCUGUGUCAUGAUUUUCAUUUUGUGCACAGGCUAGAUUAUGUCACCAGUGGGGUGAUAUGCCUUGCUUUAAAUAAGAAAGCUGCACGAGCAGCUGCAAAUGCCUUUGCCAAUAGAAAAGUAAAAAAAUAUUAUUUAGCAUUAGUACAUGGACACAUACAGUCACCAUAUAUUAUAAUUGACAAGGCAAUCGGAAUGGACAUUCGUGAGAAGGAUGGUAAUCACAAGAUUUGUACAAUAGACAGUGUAUAUUGCGAAAAACCUCGUGAAUCCUAUACAACAUUAUUAGUUCUUGAGCGUGGCUUUAGGGACAAUAAACCUGCAACCAAAGUAUUAUUGUAUCCAGAAACUGGUCGUAGGCAUCAGCUGCGUGUCCACUGUGCUUACAUAGGUCAUACAAUAAUAGGUGAUUAUACUUAUAGCGAAAAACAGGAUAUUGAACCAUAUAGGACGUUUUUGCAUUCAUUCAGAUUAAUAUUAAAAACUUCACUGGAGGAUUUAGAUGUUAGAACAUCUGAUCCUUUUGUUACAUCUAACUCAAGGAAUUGUUGGAGACCGACUGAAUUCGUGCGAGUUUUAGACGAGAAUACAUUUUCUGACGUGGGUCUUUUAAUUCGGCAUAGCAAUAAUUGGAAUAAUAGAAGAUUAUUGAAAAAAUAAACAGUGAUAAAUACC
Cephus cinctus (wheat stem sawfly) is the source of this 1613-nucleotide messenger RNA. RefSeq names its product RNA pseudouridylate synthase domain-containing protein 1. The transcript is spliced from 5 exons. Lineage: Eukaryota; Metazoa; Arthropoda; Insecta; Hymenoptera; Cephidae. Gene Ontology annotation, biological process: pseudouridine synthesis. The coding region runs from base 678 to 1598 and encodes 306 amino acids. Gene Ontology annotation, molecular function: RNA binding; pseudouridine synthase activity. The record is from RefSeq and is a predicted model, not a curated record.